This is a messenger RNA of Ixodes scapularis (black-legged tick), 2169 nucleotides long. RefSeq lists its product as uncharacterized. The record is from RefSeq and is a predicted model, not a curated record. Bases 276 to 1856 code for a protein of 526 amino acids. The transcript is spliced from 5 exons. NCBI's taxonomy places the organism in Eukaryota, Metazoa, Arthropoda, Arachnida, Ixodida, Ixodidae.
GUUCUGUCGGCCCCCGUCGUCUGGCUGCUCUCCGUUGGAAUCGCAUCACCUCGCUCUAGACAUACUUUUCAUCUUCGUUGUUUAUACUUAAUAAUCCUCUUUUUUAUCUACUCCAGUGUAUUUUUCUUGUUCAUAAGUGUAUCUAUUUCGUUCAGCGCUUUGUAUUUCUUCUGUAUAUUACGUGUUUUUGUGCAUAUUCCAUCGUUUUCGACGCGGCCGUCGACGGACACCACGCCGCUUCGUUCGCCGCUCCCGGGGUCACCCUCAGAAGCCACAUGACGGGCGGUACAACCUGCUGUGUACCGGGCUGUGCCCACACCACUCUCACUGCCAAGCAUGUGUCCUGGAAUCGCUUUCCGAAGAACAGCCAUCUACGCAACAUUUGGGUACAGCGAAUCAACAGGAAAGGUACCACUGGACGGUUCUCUCUGUGGACGCCAACCUCUGACAGCAGAAUAUGCGGCGCUCAUUUUAACGAAACUGGGAGAAAGAAGUACGAGGACAAAGCUCCCCGGUUUUUUCCAACCAGGACAUUUCCGAAGUAUGUUGCGGCCUGCCCAAAGGUCCCAAACAUGAUCUGCGCAAGGAAGCGCCAUGCGCUGCAGCCGCUGCCGGCCUACUUUCUGUCGGACCUUGACCUGGCACAGACCGUGACCCUGCCUGCUAGCCAGGAGCCAGCACAACCCGGCAGCCCCUUGGCCUCCGCUGGUGCCCCUGACACUGAUGAUGUAAUAGCUAGCGACCACCAGUACAGCAUCACAGGAUGUAUCGAUCAAGCCCUGCGUGAUCGCAUCAGGCAGCUAGAGGAGCUCGCUUCUGCAAACGAGAAACUGCGCAAGGACAACGACCGUCUACAGAAAGAAAAUGAAGCUCUGCGGAAGAAAGUAGCCCAUCUUGAGGAGAUGUAUGACAAAGCAGAGGAGGUCAUCGAUGCUACAAUCCCCUUUCAGAACUUCACGCUCACAGCCGUGCAACAGGACCCAAAGAAACUGGCCUUCUACACGGGAUUCGACUCCCUGGAGAGAUUUCUCGCCUUUUACAAGUUUGUUCAGGCAGGUUAUGAAGCUCACAAGGAAAGUCAAGGUCCGCAGAGAAGGUCACCUUAUCUAUCCAUGGAUGAUCAGCUGCUGCUCGUGUUGUCCCGCCUGAGGGUGGGACUUUUGGAGCAGGACCUUGCAUACCGGUUUCGUAUCCACAUCAGCACAGUCAGCCGGGUGUGGACAUUCUGGAUUGGUUACCUAGCGGACUACCUUGCUCAACUCAACUACUGGCCGUCGCGACAGGUUGUGAACAAGCACAUGCCGGAGUGCUUCAUCGAGGCGUAUCCAUCGACGAGAGUCAUUCUGGAUUGCACGGAAAUCUUCAUCGAGACACCUAGCGACUUCAGGGUGCAGAGUGAUACCUACUCAAGCUACAAGUGCCACAACACUGCCAAGGGACUGCUGGGCAUCACCCCCAAUGGGUUCGUGUCGUUCGUGAGCGACCUUGCCCCUGGCCGCGUCUCUGACAAAGCCCUGACCGCAUGUUCCGGGCUAUGCAACCUUCUUGAGCCCGGAGACUCUGUCAUGGCGGACAGAGGCUUUUUGAUCACUGAAGAGGUCGAAGCUGCAGGGGCUAACCUGAACAUUCCACCUUUCCUUGGGGGAAGGCUACAGCUCUCCCUGGAGGACGAAGCGAAAACUAGGGCGAUUGCGAAGGUCCGGAUCCACGUGGAACGAGUGAUUGGACAAAUGAAGUGUUUUCGAAUCUUGAGGGGUACUUUCCCAAACAGUAUGAGCAAGAGCCUGGACUCUAUCUGGAAGGUCUGUGCUUUGCUGUGCAAUUUCACGAGAGAGCCACUGCUCAGUCGAAGCUAGAGCUGCAGUCUUGUGGCUUCGUAGAUGGUCGUGGAGAAAAAAGAGGCCAUAUCUCUCUAUCUAGCUCACUUCAGCUCCGGCAACUUUUUGUGCCCACACGCCCUCAUGACCCAUGACGACCAUUAGCACCGACUACGGCCCUCGGGACUUUCCUCUACCCAACGAAAUGGACUCACAACCCACCGAGGCCACGCUGGCUUCUCCCGCUGUCUGAAGCUUACCGCUCAAUGCACCACCCACAGCCGGUGCAACCACUCCUGCCGUCACGUCGCUUCUUGAUGCACCACUUGUUGCCGCGUGAAUUCAACCUGCG